Messenger RNA from Suillus plorans, 849 nucleotides. RefSeq lists its product as uncharacterized. Bases 1 to 849 code for a protein of 282 amino acids. The record is from RefSeq and is a predicted model, not a curated record. Lineage: Eukaryota; Fungi; Basidiomycota; Agaricomycetes; Boletales; Suillaceae. The transcript has 4 exons.
AUGUUCUUCGCCAGUCCUUCCAUCCUGACCUCCUUACCCCAAAUUGAAGCUGCAAGGGAAGUCUUGAAAUAUUUAAUUCUACCAUCUCAUAGUCAAAGCCUCAUGGAAUUUCCCGGCAUAGGACUGCGAGAAUUCAAAUUGAUCGAACAUGCGGUAGGGGAGAUGGGCCGAAUCUCGAGGAAACCCAGGCUUUCUUAUGACUACAACAAACACCUACUCAUUGUCGACAUGCCCAGUAUCCUCCAUGAGAGGUUCUUUGAUCAUUUGAAGGACACCAUGGCUGCCUACUUUCUCUUCCUACCCUAUGAUUGCGAGCUCGUCUCCCCAUUCCUCUCUAUGAACUAUCCGCUGAAGCUGAGAGAUCAAUUAGUCAUGCCUGAUUUGACCAUGACCAUCACUGCGGUGGAGAACACUCCAAAAGUAGUCCUCAUUCCAUGCAUAGGUGAAUGUGCCAUGUCUGAGGACAGGGCACACGUCUUCACCAAAGUGGAGGAUGAAAUCAUUGCGCAUCCAGAAGCUGUAUUAGCAAUCAUAGUCAUUAUCCACGAAGCAAUCAACUACCAGGGUCCCAAAGACAUCUCAACCACAUCAAUUUCACUUCAUAACGGUCACGACAACCCCGAACCACUUCCUCUCGCCAAUUUUCUUAACUUAUGUUCUAUGCCACGAGGGUUCAACCAGCCAAUCAGGAUCACUGAUCACGACUGGGCUCAUUUGGCUUCUGUAGAAUAUUUCGUGUGGGUGAAAGGUGACAACCAGGCUCAAAUCGACGUGCAUAACACUAAUCCGCAGUUCAUGGCCCACGGCAUAAGUCACCGCGAUCAUCAUUGUGGUUUCGAAUCCAACUGA